Molecule: messenger RNA, 3149 nt
Organism: Morone saxatilis (striped sea-bass)
Lineage: Eukaryota; Metazoa; Chordata; Actinopteri; Moronidae
Gene: lig1
Product: ligase I, DNA, ATP-dependent
Biological process (GO): DNA biosynthetic process; DNA repair; DNA recombination
Cellular component (GO): mitochondrion; nucleus
Molecular function (GO): DNA ligase (ATP) activity; DNA binding; ATP binding
Source: RefSeq, a predicted model, not a curated record
AUAUUACAAGUGGUUUUGUCACCCUGCAGCGCGGGAGUUCUUCCCCCUGUUCCCCCAUGUUGGACCUGCUUCUGCUUCUGCCAUUUAACUACCAGUCUCAAAGUUACUCUUAAAGCGAAGGGAGAGUUUAGAAGACAACAUGCAGCGCAGCAUCGCAUCCUUCUUUCAGCCCAAGAGCAACAAGGAUGUUCAGAAGAAAUCUGCAGAUGAGCCGGUGAAAAAACCUGCCAAAAGCCCUCUCAAGGUGCAGAACGGCGUCCAGGAGGCUGAUUCGCCCAUCAAGAAGGUUGCCAAACGCAGCCGUCAGCUCCUGGACAGCGACGACGAGGAGGCGCCCGUCGUUAAAGAACAGGUCGCCGCCAAGGGACAAGGGGAGAAGGAAGCUCUGGGUAAAACGGAGGAGAAGGAUGAUGUGUUUAAGGCAGUUCCCACCCCCCUGUCUCCUCCACCUGCCCCAGCCACCCCUGUAACCCCUGCCACUCCAGCCACCCCAGCCUCUUCGGCUUCACCUGGGACCCCCAGCACCCCAAACUCCAUCUCCCCCUCUGGGAUUGCUAAACGCAAGACUGCGAGGAAGAUGUUCCCAAAGAGGAAGCUCGAUGAGAGCAGGAGCGGCAGCGAGAGUCAGAAAGAGGAGGCCGAGGCCAAGGAGGAGCAGGGUCAGCGGAAGAAACGACCCCGUGUGGAGAGCAGUGCCAGCAGCCCAGGGAACCCCAGUGAACCCAUGGAGGAGGGAGCAAAGGAAGAACGAGUUGAAAAGGCAGUGACCGAGGCUAACAGCCCAGAUGAGGAGGUGGAGAAUGAGAAGAAAGGGGAAGGAGAGAAGGCCGAGGAGGAGGAGGAGGAGCAGGUGGAGACAAAGAGAUCUGAUGAGAAGGAAAAGAAAGCUGAGGGGGCGGUAAAGAAAAACGAAGCAAAGGAGAAGACGGAUGAUGAGAAAGGGCCUGCCGUUGCCAAGAAGAAGGAGGUGGUUGAAAAGGACACGCGAGAUGGAGAAGAGAGCCCAAAAAGUCAAACGGCGAAAAAACAGAAAGAAGCAAAAGAGCAGAAAGAUAAGGAGCCGCCCAAGAAAGCCCCCAUCAGCAGUUUCUUUGCUCCCAGGAAAGCUGCAGUGAAGACAGAGAAAUUGGAGAAGGAUGAAGGAGAGAAAAAGUGUGCAGAGAGGAAGACGUCCGCUGAGGAGAGCAAAGACAUGAAAGGUGAGUCAACCUCGAGUCAAACCGAGUACAAUCCGUCGAGGCCCAACUACCAUCCAGUUGACCACGCCUGCUGGAAACAGGGCCAAAAAGUGCCGUACUUGGCGGUGGCUCGUACCUUUGAGAAGAUUGAAGAGGACUCUGGCAGGCUGAGAAACAUCGAGACGCUGUCGAACCUGUUUCGCUCCGUGCUGCUGCUCUCUCCAGAUGACCUGCUGUGCUGUGUGUACCUGUGUUUGAACCAGCUGGGUCCUGCCCACCUGGGGAUGGAGCUUGGCGUCGGAGAGACGGUGCUGAUGAAAGCUGUUGCUCAAGCAACUGGGCGACAAUUGGACAAAAUCAAGGCAGAGGCGCAGGAGAAAGGAGAUCUGGGCCUUGUGGCCGAGAGUUCCCGUAGCAACCAGCGCAUGAUGUUCCAACCGGCCAGUCUGACAGCAGGGGGCGUGUUCAGAAAAUUGAAGGAAAUUGCCAGCAUGAGUGGGAACUCGGCCAUGAAUAAGAAAAUCGACAUCAUCAAAGGCCUCUUUGUGGCAUGCCGCUUUUCCGAGGCCCGCUACAUAGUCAGGUCCCUGGCUGGGAAGCUGAGGAUAGGCCUGGCUGAGCAGAGUGUCCUAUCAGCACUAAGCCAGGCCGUGUGCCUGACCCCUCCUGGACAAGUUUUCCCUCCCGCUGUGAUCGACGCAGGGAAGGGGAUGAGCGCUGAGAGCAGGCGGGCCUGGAUCGAAGAGAAGAGUCUCAUUCUCAAACAGACUUACUGCGAGAUGCCCAAUUAUGACGUUAUUAUCCCGGUUCUGCUAAAAGAGGGCAUAGACCAGCUUCCCAAUCACUGCAAGCUCACUCCAGGCGUACCGCUCAGACCCAUGUUGGCUCACCCCACCAAGGGCGUCGGCGAGGUGAUGAAGAAGUUUGACGAGGCGGCGUUCACUUGCGAGUACAAAUACGACGGAGAGCGAGCACAGAUUCACAUUCUGGAGAGUGGCGAGGUUCGAAUAUUCAGCCGCAACCAGGAAGACAACACGACCAAAUACCCUGAUAUCAUCUCUCGCAUUCCCAAGGUGAAGAAGGACUCUGUGGUAUCCUGCGUCCUGGACUCGGAGGCGGUGGCCUGGGAUCGUGAGAAGAAACAGAUCCAGCCCUUCCAGGUCCUCACCACCCGUAAGAGAAAGGACGUGGAUGCCUCAGAGAUCAAAGUCCAAGUGUGUGUGUACGCCUUUGACCUGCUGUAUCUCAACGGCGAGACUCCUGUGAGGGCCUGAUGGUGAAGACUCUGGAGAAGGAUGCCACCUAUGAAAUAGCCAAGCGCUCUCAUAACUGGCUCAAGCUGAAGAAGGACUACCUGGACGGGGUGGGCGACACGGUGGACUUGUGUGUGAUUGGCGCCUACAUGGGGAAAGGCAAGAGGACGGGCACCUAUGGGGGCUUCCUGCUGGCCUGCUACGACGAAGACAACGAGGAGUUCCAGUCCGUGUGCAAGAUCGGGACAGGCUUCAAGGAUGAAGAUCUGGAGCAGCAUUACAAGUUCUUAAAGGAGCACAUCCUGCAGAAGCCCCGUGCCUACUACCGUUUCGACCAAUCAGCAGAGCCCGACGUCUGGCUGGAUGCCGUGCAGGUUUGGGAGGUGAAGUGCGCCGACCUGUCGCUGUCGCCCGUCUACCAUGCUGCCAUGGGAAUGGCGGAUCCAGAAAAGGGCAUUUCUCUGAGGUUCCCCCGCUUCCUUCGGAUCAGAGAUGACAAGAAGCCUGAGGACGCCACGACCGGAGCUCAGAUUGCUGAUUUGUACAAGAAGCAGCAGCAGAUUCAGAAUCAAGGGGAGAAAGCUGACCCGGAAGACUACUACUGAUCAUCUAGUAGUCAUCAGCAGAGAAUAAUAAAUAUGGCAAAAAUAAUUGUAAAUAGCAUCUUCCUUUUUUGUAAUGUUGAAUGAAAAUAAAGGCUCUUGCCAGUUUUAAGCAU